Messenger RNA from Naegleria gruberi, 846 nucleotides. RefSeq lists its product as uncharacterized. The transcript is spliced from 3 exons. The coding region runs from base 1 to 846 and encodes 281 amino acids. The record is from RefSeq and is a predicted model, not a curated record. Lineage: Eukaryota; Heterolobosea; Eutetramitea; Acrasida; Naegleriidae.
AUGUGUAUUGUUAUUACCAGUUGUUUGUUCGCAGUAGUUGUGCAUGUAAUAAAAACAUAUGAUAAUAUUCUAACCUUCUUAGGUUAUAAAUUACAUUGUAUUUUCAAGAAACACAAAACAGAACUUCUUCUAAAGUUGACUUGGAACCAGCUAGAACAAGAAUCUCCAAUGGUUGUCAUCAUCAAACCUAAAGUUGUCAUCAGUGAGCCAACACCAAUUGUUGAAAAGAAACCCGCAGAACAAGAUAACAAACCUGUCAUCACCAAACCAAUCAAUCCAAUUAUUGAAGAAACAAAGAAGAUUCCAAAUGAAACUGUCAUCCAAUCACCUCCUAAACCUGUCAAAGAGCCAGUUGCUACAACUAAACUUACUCCAAAAUCGACAAAAAACUUUUCUGGAAAUGCAUACAAUUCCUUAAUCAAACCAAGUAGUAAGGAAGAUGCAAACAAUAAGAAGGAAGUUACAUCUAGUACUAUCACUACUCCAGUCGCUUCAACUCAAGAGGUAAUUCAACAAUCUAAUAACCAACUCAUUCAAAGAAAGUUGAGUUCCAAACCAAAGAAGGUUUCAAGACGUCCUUCUCAACAAACCAUCAAGCAUUCAGAUAUUUUGGCAAAAUUAGAAGAAGAAGCAACUAUUGAUUUGCCAGAUGUUGAAAAAUUCAAAGAAUUGGAAGAAUUUUCUCAAUUGGAAAAGGAGGUUGGUCUCGAAAAUGCAAUCAAACAAACGAAGGAAAAGAAGAGUACAACUGCUCCACCACCUCCACCUCUUUCUCAAGUUGUAAAUGUAAAUGCUAAUGGUGCCUCUCCAUCCAACACAAAGAGUGCUAAGGUCACACUCUACUAG